Doryrhamphus excisus (bluestripe pipefish) is the source of this 6879-nucleotide messenger RNA. Its product is annotated as unconventional myosin-IXb. Gene Ontology annotation, molecular function: actin filament binding; microfilament motor activity; ATP binding. Lineage: Eukaryota; Metazoa; Chordata; Actinopteri; Syngnathiformes; Syngnathidae. Gene Ontology annotation, cellular component: ruffle; actin filament; myosin complex. Gene Ontology annotation, biological process: actin filament-based movement; lamellipodium morphogenesis; intracellular signal transduction. The record is from RefSeq and is a predicted model, not a curated record.
GUGACCUGAUGCAUCGCGAGCUAGUAGCUAGCCACUGUGGUAUGGUAAUGUGUUGACUAUGCCAUUAACAUCGUUCUUGGGCAUAACAAUGUUAAUAAUAAUAUUGACAGUUUUGCUCUAGCUUGGUUAAUAUGCAGUUCACAUUUUCAAAUGGAGCUUUAUUAGCGUUUUUGGAGAUUUUUUUCAGAAGGCUAAGUGGAAUAGGCGUGUCCAUUAGCUGUCUUUUUUUGAUAUUUUUUUAUGUCUUUAGAAUGUACAGAAAAGAAAAAGACAUGUGCUAAAGUCAAGAUUGCGGAUGUUGGGCAAAAUAUUUUUUAAAAAGAGCAUUUUUCCUUUAAAAAUGACCCAAAUAAUCAGAAAGUUGAGGUUGCCUAAAGCCUGUUGUUAACCCGACCUGCCAUUAGAGGGCGCCCACGCCCCGCAAGCUUACCUGUAAUGCCACGCUAGCUUCAUUGAAACUAGCUAAACUCACCUGAGCUCUGUAAAAGCAAUCCAGUAUUCUUAUUAAACCUGUUCAGUCGACUUUUUUUUACAACGUCUUCACUACGCAGUGCCACAUUUAAGCUACUUCGAUGCACAUUUUGACUACUUUCCAGUCUCUGAAGACGGACGCCUGUCAUUAAAGGGGAGGUGGGGGGUUAAGAUCUAGGAAGUAACUUUGCAACUUUUCUCUCCGUUGGACGACGUAGACGACAAGACACAAUCCUCCAACUUGUCAAACAUACUUGACAUUUUUCAGCACCAUUACCGACGCCGAAGCGUUUGUCAGUUGCUUUUUCUUUUUUAGAAAGUGUUUUGGACUUGUUUGUGGAUUUAUCUUUACCGAAAAAGGCAGGUGGAAAAGUUGUUGUGGGCUUUAUCCCACCAUUUCGUGUCCUGUGUAUGUGAUUUUUUUUCGGCCAAUUGUGUUUCCUUUAAAGAAACUCGCCUUUCUGAAGAUGAAAUGAAAGUUCUUUCUUAAAGGAUGAGCACUUCUGAUGGAGAGGCCCGUGUCGUGCAGAUUUCCCCCCGGUUGCCCCAGACUGCGCCCGCUUAUUGCCCGCUCCAGAUCAGCGCCGGGGACACUGCCAGGGCGGUUAUCUCCAAUGCAGUGGUCACCCUGGGGCUGGACACCGAUCGGGCGUAUAGUCUACUGGAGGUGAGGAAGAGCGGCCGUGAGGAGAAGCUGCUACUGGAGGAUGCCGACUUCCCACUGGAGCGGGUCCUGAUGUGGCCUAAGGGUGCCCAGAAGUGGCACCCCGAGAGAAUGGGGUAUUACUUCAUCCUGGAGGAGGCCACAAAUGGUGGUGCCCAAGUGGAAAGCAAUAAGGAGGACUAUGAUGAUCUGUGUAACCUCCCCACUGUGACCGAGGACUCCAUCUUGGAGGUCUUACGCCAACGCUUCCAGAAGCAUAAAAUCUACACGUACGCCAGCAACAUCCUCCUGGCGCUCAAUCCCAACAAGUUCCUACCGUUGUACUACAACCCCAAGUACGUCAAAAUGUACGAGAAUCAACCGCUGGGCAAGCUCAGUCCGCAUAUAUUCGCUAUGGCCGACCUGGCCUACAGAGCCAUGCUGACCCGGAAAGCGAACCAGUGCAUCGUUAUGUCCGGCCAAAGCGGAUCCGGGAAAACGGAAAGCGGCAGCUAUCUGAUCCACUGCCUGACGGCGCUCAGUCAACAAACGUACUCCAGUGGCAUGGAGCGCACCGUCCUGGGAGCCAGCCCCGUACUCGAGGCUUUUGGCAACGCAAAGACACAAGAGAACGACAACUCCAGUCGCUUCGGGAAAUUUAUCCAACUCAACUAUCUGGAGAGCGGCGUGAUUCGAGGGGCGGUUAUCAAGAAGUACCUGCUUGAAACGUGCCGCCUGGUUGGCCGAGAUAAGCGGGAGAGGAACUACCAUGUCUUCUACUAUCUGCUGGUGGGAGCGUCCAAAGACGAGCAGGAGGAGUUCCGUCUGUUACCGCCUCAGGAUUAUCUCUACCUCAAGCAGGAAGACCUCCACUUGGAUGAUGAGGUGAAGCUGGGACAAGCAUACAAGAGGCUCCAUCAAGCCAUGGAGAUGGUUGGCUUCUUGCCUUCCACCAAGAAACACAUAUUUUCCACUCUCUCUGCCAUCUUGCUUUUGGGCAAUGUCAACUUCACUCUGGGGGAGAACAGCCAAGCUCUGGAGGUUGGACCAGAGGAUGUUUUGUCCACGUUGUCGGAGCUUCUCAAGGUGAAAAAGGAGCAACUUGUAAAGACUCUGACCGAGAGGAGAGUCUCCAGCGACGAUGCAACGGUGGUUUCACAAUACACGCUAGAAAAGGCCACGGCUGCACGGGACUCCAUGGCAAAGUCUUUAUACGCCGCCCUGUUUGACUGGAUCGUCCUUCACAUCAACCACGCUCUGCUCAACAGGCGUGAUAUGGAGGAGUCUGCUUGCUGUUUGUCCAUCGGCGUCCUGGAUCUGUUUGGCCUGGAGAACCUGCAGACAAACGGCUUUGAGCAGCUGUGCAUCAACUACAGCAAUGAGAAGCUUCACUGCUACACGAACCAGCAGAUCUUCCAACUUCAGCAAGAAGACUAUGCGUCGGAGGGCAUCACCUAUCACAGCUUUGACUACAGCGACAACAGCCGAUGCGUUCAACUGAUCAGCGACGGACUCUUCCCCGUGCUGGAUGAGCAGAGCACAAUCCCUCAAUCAACCGACGAGGCGGUGUUGGACAAGCUGAAGCUGCGGCUCAAGGACAACUCGCUCUUUGCGACCUCCAUUGACUCCGAGUCGCUGUUUGUCAUUCAGCACUUUGCUGGCAGCAUUCAAUAUUGCAUCAAGGGUUUCCGACAGAAGAACACGGAUCACAUGCAGCCGGAUGUGGCACGGCUUCUACGGAGCAGCGAGCGAUCAUUCCUGCAUCACCUGGUCACAUCCAGUCCGGAGGCUUUAUUCCGUUGGGGCGUGCUCCGAGCCACUAUCCGCAUCCUGGCGGUAUUCAAGGGCUUGGGGCGCCAGUACGCCGAGAAGAUGGGCGCCAGACGCUCGUCACGCAAAUCCCUCAAAGACAUAAAGCAGAGGCUUUCCAGCAACAGCUGGACGCUGGACUUCUCCUUCGAUCGCUCUGACGAACAUCCCCUUGACAUAUUUGAGGACAUCUUUGCCAAUUUCGAAAAGAGGAAGAAAACGAGAGCCGGUCGACAGAAGCAAGUCAUUCCAAAGACUCUCAUGGACCUACGCUCCCUCAGACAUGUUGUGGAUGUGGUCUCACAUGCAACACCUGCUACAGUUUGCGCUCAGUUUCAGGCGUCACUCACACAGUUGAUGGACACUUUGGCAAAAGCCGAGCCCUUCUUUAUUUUUUGCUUGCGCUCCAACGCUGAAAAGAAAGAAUUACACUUUGAUGAUGAGCUGGUGCGCCGGCAAAUCCGCUACACCGGCAUCCUGCAGAUGGUUCUGGUCCAGAAGUCGGGUUACGCUGCCAAGUACACUUUUAAGGAAUUUGUUGAUAAAUUCCGAAUGUUGCUUCCCAAAGAGGCAAAGGAAUCUCCUGAGCACAUCAGCAACCUGCUCACUAGAUUGGGCUUGGACCAGGGCACCUACCAAAUAGGAAAAAGCAAGGUGUUCCUUAAAGAACAAGAGAGGCAGCUUCUCCAGGACACCCUCAACAAGGAAGUGAUACGUCACAUCAUCGUCCUCCAGCGCUGGUUCCGGGCUUGUCUGAUGAGGAUGCACUUCCUGCAGAGGAGAGAUGCAUCGCUUAUUAUACAGAGGAGUUGGCGUGAGUUUUCAGAGAAGCGCAACAAAGCUGCCUCGGUGAUCCAAACUGCGUGGCGCACUUCACUGAAGAGGUCGCUGAAACUGAAGGAGAUAUCCGAUGAUGAGAACUCUACAAAAGGCCAACCCGGAAGAAUCAGAGUAUCGAGGAAAGGACUGCGGCGGCAGCACAAAGUGGAGCUCAGCCCCAACAGAAGCGAGCAGACGGAUCCGGUCAACGGUCAGUCGGCGCAGGAGGGGGGCAGGAGCCGGGAGAGUCGCGACGGUCGGGGUUGUGCACCAGCCCUCAACCGACCCUUCUCCGUUCCUUUGGACCCCAAAGCGGGCAGCGAUGACAGCAGUGCCGGCUCCCCGAAGAGCAUCCCCCUUCAGCGCUACAAAGACGGACGUGGCUUUAAGGAGAAGGGCGAGAGGUGGCGGGGCAGGAUGAGCGACGAGUCAAGUCCAGAAGUGCACAGGCGGAAAGACUUUCAGCGGAAGGGGAAGUCCAUGUCUGCUGAUGAGCUGUCCAAGGUCAGCUCCUCCGGCUCGGACAGCUCACCGUCUGCCAGUGAGGUCAGGGUACGCAUGCGCAGGAAGCCCAAACGCAAGCGGCGUUUAGCCUACGCCCGUAGCGGUUUGGUGAUUAACUUUGCCGGCUCCAAGGAGAGCGAGUACUGGAGCUUUCCGCUGCCGCCCAUGAGCCCCCGGGCGCCCACCCUGAAGACGUCAGCCAGUAGCGUGGACGUCCGCGCCUUCAAAUCUCAGGUCAAGAUCCCUGCGGAACCGGACGGGUCUCGGUUCAGCCUUCCUGCCAGCAGCGCCAAUGAUGAGUCCAGCCUGCAGAGAUCUAACCAAUCACAUCUUACCACACCUGAGAAAAUUUGGUUUCUUAGUAGAUUCCUGCGAAAGCGAUCGCCUAAAUUAACCACCAGCAUUGAGACACCUUCACAGGAUAAAGCUAUCACCUUGCCCAGGUACACGCCUCAAACCUACCACAUGCCCAACCAGCACUCCGCCCGCAUCAGUCGCAACCCGACCAUCAAAAUCAGCCGGGCCACUCGGGUCCAGCAGUGGAACGCCUCCCUGGACCGCGAGAUCACCAAUCCCAAAGAACUACGCAACCUGGAUGAGUUUCUCGGCAACCAGGUGAACGAGUUGCGACUGCGAAUAAAAGAGCUGUCGCAAACAGAGGGCAUCUUCCUGACCGCCACCAUGCAGUUCAGAGAGACCAUCAAGGGCAUGUUCUCUGUGCAGAAGCCUCAGAUCGGCUACAAGGACCUGAUGAAGGGCUACCAUAGCAAGGUCUGCUCCCUGGCCGGCCCCAAGAAGAAGAACGAAGUAUCCCUGGUGGUCAACCUGUUCCAGUCCGUGCUGGACGGCUUCAUCCGGGGCGAGAUGAAGAGGUUGGAGUCGGAGCCGGUCAAGGCUUCCAAGACGACCAAGAAAAGAAGGAAAAAGGACAAAUGUCCCGACGGUCCGCUGGACCACCGCUUCAGCACCUACCAGGUGAACAUCAUGCAGUCAUGUGACCUGUGUGGCUCCUACAUCUGGGGCAUGGAGAAAGCCUACAUGUGCAGCGCCUGCAAGCUGAUAUGUCACAAGAAAUGCCUGACCAAGAUCAUCACUGACUGCUCAACACGCUGCGCCCUGCAGGACGACAGCGUGCCGGGCGCCCUUCAUUUCGGGGUGCACGUGUGCGUCCUCACCAGCAAGACCACCCCGGUGCCCAAGGUGGUGGAGCUGCUGCUGCUGCACGUGGAGAUGAACGGGCUCUACACCGAGGGCCUCUACCGCAAGUCGGGCUCAGCUUGCCGUGCCCGGGAACUGCAUCAGAUCAUGGAGAUGGACCCCGAGGCGGCCUGUCUGGAGAACUACCACAUCCACACCGUGGCAGGCCUGCUGAAACGGUGGCUCAGAGAGCUGCCCGACCCCCUCAUGACCUUUUGUCUUUACAAGGACUUCCUGCAUGCAGUGGAGCUUCCAGAAAGGUCAGAGAGGAUCAGGGCAGUGUACCAGAAGGUGGAUGAGCUUCCUCUAGCCAAUUACAACACACUGGAACGGCUUAUCUUCCAUCUGGUUCGGGUGGCAAACGAGGAAGAUUACAAUAAGAUGUCCCCGAGCUCCCUCGCUAUCGUUUUCGCCCCGUGUAUCCUACGCUCUCCCGACUACGAUGACCCCUUUGUGGGGAUGAAGGACGUUCCGAGGACGACCACGUGUGUGGAGAUCCUCAUCACGGAGCAGUUCAGGCGCUACAAGGAGAAGCUGCAGAACAUCCAGGAGUUGGAGUACGCUGAGGCUUUGGCUGUCAAUCAACUCAAGCUGAAGAGGCAGAACACGAUUGUGGAAAAACCCUCUGAGCUGAACGUUCCGGACCAGACAGAUUCCGACGAGAGGACUCUGAUAGAAAGAAUAAGGUCCAUCAAGCAAGAAAAGCUGGACCUGGCUUGUAGGCUACCCGAUUUGGAACAGGAGAACUCUGACAACGAAAUCCUGGACUCUUCGUCAUCCAUGAGCACGGAGAGUCUGGACGAGCGUCUGGGCAGUCUGGACUCGGAAGCGAAGGUGCCAAGUCGGUACAAACCGACGGAACCGAAUGUCGUCCAGCCAGAGAGCUUCGAGGCUAGCCGGGAGGACGCCACGCACCCGUCUGCCGUCAACACAAACACUUUCAGCGGGAGUUUUGACAACCUGGAAAUUCCUUACAUUGAUGAUGAUGAUGAUAAUGAGGCCAGUUAACGCCUCCAUGUGUCACCAUUGGCGGCGGCGAGGUGGCUUUUAACCAUCUUGUCGGUGCUGCUGUGGAAAAAAAGGACAGUGUAUUUAAUAGCGGACACACUAAUAACAGUACCACUAUGUCGCCAUGUGACUUUAUUAGUAUUUCAAUACUGUACAUACAUUUUUUUUUAAUUAAGGUACCUGAAUGAACUUUAAAAAAACAUUGACAGCCACUACGGUACGAUUGUGCACAAAAGAGGCUGAUUACUGUAGAAAAACACUGUUCUCUCUGCUAUGACUGAUCCUAUUGUUGUUGUUUUUUAGACUGACGUACUUUUCCUUGUUUGGUUACUAAAAUGUCGACUAUGUGGGUGUUUAUGUGCCUCCACCCCAUGCAUGUACAGGUGCAUCUCAAUAAAUAUUAAUAUGGUUACCAAUUAUGGGUGUUA